Messenger RNA from Monosiga brevicollis MX1, 843 nucleotides. RefSeq lists its product as uncharacterized. The record is from RefSeq and is a predicted model, not a curated record. Gene Ontology annotation, biological process: proteolysis. Bases 1 to 843 code for a protein of 280 amino acids. Gene Ontology annotation, molecular function: zinc ion binding; metallocarboxypeptidase activity. NCBI's taxonomy places the organism in Eukaryota, Choanoflagellata, Craspedida, Salpingoecidae. The transcript has 9 exons.
AUGUUUCGAGGCGACCCCAGUCAUCUAGUCUUUGAUGCCAUCUUUGAAUCAGGCAACUUGGGAAGUGUUGAGCAACUGAAUGAGGAUGAAUAUGACCUUUUUAUUCGAGAAGAUUUCGGAUCACCCCGUCACAGCCUCUGGUUCUAUUUUACCGUGACUCGAGCCCGUGCUGGACAGGUCGUGCUGUUUAAUGUUCACAAUCUCUGCAAAACCCGCAGUCUCAUCCGCGACGGAAUGGCGCCCGUCGUUCGCAGCAGCAGCAGUGGACAAUGGCAACGCCUGCCAUCCAGCGACUGCUUCUAUCACUCCGACUGCGAGGAGCGAAAACACUACGUCUGCAGUUUUCUUUUGGCCUUUGAGGGUCCAGAGGUCAUCUAUGAGAUCGCUUACUGCUAUCCGUAUUCACUCACGGAUCUUAAGCUCUUUCUCAGCACCUUGCCUCAAAGCCGUGGACGCGACGUGCCCCUUCUCACCAUAUCCCAACCGCAUAACCUCAAAAGAUAUCGAGCCGGCGAGCAGAUGCCUGGCUUGAUCAUCUCGGCCCGUGUCCACCCUGGAGAAACGCCAUCAUCCUACCUCUGUGAAGGAUUGCUUCGCUUCCUAGUGUCCUCAGACCCACAUGCCGAAGAACUACUCGAAAAGUUUGUCAUCCAGGUCAUACCUAUGCUCAAUCCAGACGGCGUGGUCAUGGGGCAAUAUCGCUGCAAUGCAAAGGGCUUCGACUUGAACCGUUGCUGGCGAAUGCCCACUGUCUCAGCUCAGCCAAUUGUUCACGCUGUCAAGCGCCUGCUCUUCACGGUAUCUGCAUCUAUGUUGCGAUGUACUCGAGCUUUCAAUGUUUGA